Dioscorea cayenensis subsp. rotundata (Guinea yam) is the source of this 3465-nucleotide messenger RNA. RefSeq names its product probable LRR receptor-like serine/threonine-protein kinase At3g47570. The transcript has 2 exons. The record is from RefSeq and is a predicted model, not a curated record. NCBI's taxonomy places the organism in Eukaryota, Viridiplantae, Streptophyta, Magnoliopsida, Dioscoreales, Dioscoreaceae. Gene Ontology annotation, biological process: protein phosphorylation. The coding region runs from base 105 to 3173 and encodes 1022 amino acids. Gene Ontology annotation, molecular function: ATP binding; protein binding; protein kinase activity. Gene Ontology annotation, cellular component: plasma membrane.
UUGACGUUAAGACUCUUAGGCUCCGAGCUACUUCUCAUAUAUAUAUAUAUAUAUGGUAGAAAGCAUAACGAAUGGCUAAGCAGUAAGCACAUCUCAUCUUUCCAAUGGAUUUUGUGCUAGACCCAGCAAAACUGGUACCUUUGGCCAUCAUCCUGUUUCAUCAUCUCAACUCCCUGGUGCAAUAUGAAGCAGCGUCCACUUGGGGUUAUAACACCGAUCACCAUGCUCUGAUGGAGUUCAAAAACGGGGUGGCGUCAACUGGAGACCAUUUGGCAACCGUACUGAGCUCGUGGAACGACAAAAUUCACUUCUGUGAUUGGCAAGGUAUCACAUGCAACCAGAACAGUCGGCGUCAUCAGCAGCGGGUGACUGCAUUGAGCCUACCAUCACAGAGGUUGACAGGAUCCUUAUCGCCUUAUUUAGGAAACCUCAGCUACCUCCAAGAACUCAACCUUGGAAACAACUUUUUACAAGGAGAGAUCCCGCAGGAACUUGGUAAGCUUAGCCUACUGAGAAUCUUAAAUGUCACCGAUAACCAUUUUGGUGGUCAGAUUCCUUCCAACAUAUCAAACUGCAAGGCGCUCACGCACCUGGAUCUGGGCAACAAUGAGCUCCAAGGGGAAAUACCAAUGGAAAUCACUAAGUUGUCAAAGCUAAAAACACUGCACCUCCUUGUCAAUAAUCUGACUGGUCCAAUCCCACAAUCCAUAGGAAAUCUUUCCUCCCUCACCACUCUGACUAUGGGAAGAAAUACUCUGAGUGGGAGUCUUCCUGCUGGGAUAGGUAUGAUUCCGCAGUUGCAAUUCCUUCAAAUUGCUGAAAACCAACUCCAUGGUGUGAUCCCUCCAUCCAUCUACAACCUCUCCUCUCUUACUUUCAUAGCCCUUGCAACAAACAAACUACAAGGAAGCCUACCCCCAGACAUAGGGCAAUUACUUCCAAAUCUCAGCACGCUCUACCUAGGAGACAACCAGAUUACUGGAUCAAUCCCGGCAUCAAUAACAAACUUGUCAAGCCUGGCUAAUCUUGACUUGGCCUAUAACAACUUUACCGGGCCGGUGCCUACUGACCUGGGCAGGUUGAGCAACCUCGUAUGGUUUAACUUGGAAGGUAAUCAGCUGGGCUUCAGAGACAAAUAUGGCUUGGAUUUCAUCACCUCCUUGAGCAAUUGCACCAGCCUAGAAACUCUUGAUAUAUACAAUAAUAAUUUUGAAAGCCAGCUGCCUAUUUCAGUGGCCAAUCUCUCCACACGGCUAUCCAUGUUAAUCCUCGCCGGAAACAAGAUUCAUGGUCACAUACAUGAAGGUAUAACAAAUCUGGUUAGUCUCACAGUGCUGCGCUUGGAGAAUAAUGAUCUCCAAGGUCCGCUUCCCAUCACUAUUGGCAGGCUUGAAAAUUUGCAGCUUUUGAGUGCCUCCAGCAACAAACUUUCAGGCCAAAUUCCAUCCUCUAUUGGCAACCUGACUCAAUUAAUUGAUCUGCGCCUGGCUGACAACUUAUUGCAGGGUGGGAUUCCCUCCACCCUUGGUAAUUGUAAAAUUUUGCAAUUAUUUGACCUAUCAGAAAACAUGCUAAACGGCACAAUACCUCCACAAGUGAUUGGCAUUCCUUCUCUUGAAAUCUUCUUUGGUGUGUCAGGAAAUUCAAUUACAGGUUCCUUGCCCGCGGAGGUUGGUAAGUUGCAGCAUUUAAGAGAGAUUGACCUCUCUGAAAACAGAAUUUCAGGUGAAAUUCCUGGAGCAUUAGGUGAUUGCCAAAGCCUGGAAUAUCUACACAUGCAAGGAAACAUAUUUCAGGGAGUCAUUCCUAUCUCGCUGAAUAACCUGAAAGCUAUUCAAUACCUUGAUCUCUCCAGGAAUAAAUUAUCAGGACGAAUUCCAGAAUAUUUAGGGAAACUCCAUUUUCUAGCUUACUUGAACCUAUCCUCCAAUAAUUUGGAAGGUUUAGUGCCACAAAGUGGAGUGUUCGAAAUUGCCAGUGCCAUAUCAAUCCAAGGGAACACCAACCUUUGCGGUGGUGCCGGAUUCCUGCGACUACCUGCAUGUCCCAAUGAAAUUUCAAUAAACAAGAGAAGCAAAAGGUCAAAAUGGGUAAUUGUCCUUGUUGUAUGUGUAUCAUCAGGUGUUACUCUUCUAUCUUGCUUGGGUGUAAUAUUUUAUUGUAGGAAAAGGUCCACAGAAAGGCUUCCCUCUCCCACAGUGGCCAGUUUAUUGGUUGAAUCCUACAUGACAAUUUCAUAUAAAGAGCUCUUUGAUGCAACUGAUGGUUUUUCUGUAGCAAAUAUAGUAGGUGAAGGAAGCUAUGGUACAGUUUAUAAAGGAAUUUUAGGAAACAGAGGAACAAUGAUUGCUGUGAAGGUGCUCAAUCUUCAGCAGCAGCAAGGUGCUGCUAUCAGUUUCCUGAGAGAGUGUGAGGCUCUCCGACACAUCCGACAUCGCAAUCUGAUAAAGAUUUUGACCACUUGCUCAAGUAUUGAUCUCAAUGGUCAAGAAUUCCAAGCUUUGAUUUAUGAGUUUAUGAGUAAUGGAAGUUUAGAAGAGUGGUUACAUCCAGAUAUCACUAGGUUGCAAGAUCGGAAAGUCCUACAAAUUAUUGACAGACUAAACAUAAGCAUUGAUGUAGCUACAGCCUUGGACUAUCUUCAUCAUCAAUGCCAGGCACCUAUAGUUCAUUGUGAUCUCAAGCCAAGCAACAUACUUCUUGAUGAUGACAUGACUGCCCAUGUAAGUGAUUUUGGCUUAGCGAAGAUUCUUCUCAGCAAUGUACAAGAAGCAACAGAAACAAUUGGAGUAAAAGGAUCUAUUGGAUAUGUUCCUCCAGAGUACGGAAUGGGCAGUGGAGUAUCAAUUAAAGGUGAUGUCUACAGCUAUGGAAUACUACUGUUAGAGAUUUUUACAGGGAAGCGACCAACUGACAAUAUGUUCACUGGUGGCUUCACACUCCACAGUAUGGCUGAGAAGGCAUAUCCAGAUCAAUUGCUAGAAAUCAUUGAUCCACAACUUCUUACACAGGGUGAGAAACCAAGUAACAGCAGAAUGCAGGAAUGCUUAGCAUCUGUCAUUGGGAUCAGUCUAUCAUGCACUAAAGAAUCACCAGGGGAACGGAUGGAGAUAAAAUAUGUUGCAAGAAAUAUGCAAGCUAUAAGGGAAGGUUUCUUGAAGGGGAUGGAUUAAUUCUGAGUAAAUAAUAUAUCCAGACAAGUUUGAUAUAGAAGCAAGUUGCUGAAUCAUCUGUCUGUUAUUGAAAUGUGCUGCAAAAUACAUAUGUAAAUCUUGAAUUGUCAUUUUGUAAUCGGGAAUUUCAGCAUUAUAUGUAUUGUCAACAAUUACUUCAUUAUGGAAUGAAUCAUGAAGGCAGAUAGGUUAAUAGAAUCAUAUCAUAUAGACUCUCAUGCAUGAUUAUGGAAAACAUGAAAUCCCAAGUUCCCAGAAUAAGCCGAGGGAGAUAGCCGAGCACACCUGAUCU